Molecule: messenger RNA, 2058 nt
Organism: Acanthochromis polyacanthus (spiny chromis)
Lineage: Eukaryota; Metazoa; Chordata; Actinopteri; Pomacentridae
Product: transmembrane protease serine 6-like
Exons: 8
Coding region: 1-921 (306 amino acids)
Biological process (GO): proteolysis
Molecular function (GO): serine-type endopeptidase activity
Source: RefSeq, a predicted model, not a curated record
AUGGUCAAGUUCCUGGCGUUCCCCUCUGCGUUACAUGUAUCACCUCCUUCCUGUGGUAAGAAAUGGAACUGCAGUUUGCCAACUCAGCAGCCUGUUUUAUUCAAGAACCAAAUAGAGAACAUCACUGCAGACUGCCCAGAUCUGUUCAGUGAUGGCCGACGUAUUGUUGGAGGGACCUUAGCGCCAAAGGACAAGUGGGGCUGGCAAGUCAGCUUGCACUGGAGGAAGACUCACACCUGUGGCGGCGCCAUCAUCUCCACCCACUGGGUCAUCACUGCAGCUCACUGCUUUGCUGAGAACGACAUUCUUGAAGCCGCUGACUGGCUGGUGGUGGUGGGAACAGUCAGCAUCGCACACAACUCUCCAGGGAAACAAUACAGAGCACUGCAGAUCAUCUACCACCCUUCUUACAACAAUACCAGCAUUGACUAUGAUGUGGGGCUUCUGCGCACCAUCACUGGCAUGGACUUGACAGAUGGGGUACGACCGGUCUGUUUACCCCGUCUAAGUGACUCCUUUCCUCCUGGAACAUCCUGUUGGAUCACAGGCUGGGGAGUGACGGCAGAAGGAGGAACUGUGUCAGAUGAGCUAAUGGAGGCUCAGGUACAGGUAAUAGCUCAGUCCACCUGCUCCAGCUUUAAGGUCUACAGAAACCGCAUAACCCCUCGGAUGAUUUGUGCAGGCAACUUGGACGGCGGAGUGGACUCCUGCCAGGGAGACAGCGGUGGACCGCUGGUGUGUAAGACACUGAAUGGGGACUGGAGGCUGGCAGGGGUGGUGAGCUGGGGAGAGGGUUGUGCGCGGCCCAAUAAACCAGGCGUCUACAGCAGAGUAACGGAGCUGCUGCACUGGGUUGAAAAGAAAACAAAGGGCAUAACAAAGGAAAAUGAGGACACCACAACAGCCAUGACCGGCCCUUAAGGGAGAUAACUGACAAUAAAGAUUGGCCCAUAUCUGUCUGUGUGCCUUGUUUAUUGUGCAGCACUGCAAAGUCAGUGUUAGACUGACAGAUUAGCUGCUUUAUGGUUUCUUGUCAUAGCUUAUUGAGUUUUUUUAUUCAAGAAAAUGUAGUUUAGUAUAAAAAGAAAACUGUGCUCAAAACAGUUUACAGACAUCAAAAGGCAAGUUUAUAUUUCAACAAUAAAAAGUACAUUUCUUAUACAGAAAAAAAAUGGAAUCAGUCAAUGGAAAAGGUAUUACAUGACAAGAUCAGAUUAUGUGUACUGAUUAGCAAUAUUAGCUCUAUUGCCACAAAAACGGAAUAAUUCAGUUGUAGUAUUUAGACAAGGUCAUGGAUUUAGAUACGGCUAAUGUAUUUAAACAUGGCUUGUCGAAACCUAAUCACAAUAAAACAGGCGAUUAAAUGUUAGAAGAUGAAGAAUAAGUACUCUUCAGAAACACCUAUACAAUGCACUUUCUGAUGUCACAUCCUCCUUUUUACUAUUCUGUUAAUAUUUGUAGCGCCAUACUAAUAAUAAGGUGCACUUUUAUGGUAACAGUAAAAGUUUUGUGUUGGAAGAAGAACUAAAAUUCUUAAAACAUUAGGCCAGAAUAUUACUUAACACAAUUAAUUUACAAACAUCACGCAACAAAAAGUAGAAUUUAGUUGAAUAAGCUUCAGGCAAGACACAAACACAACUGAUCUACAAAAAAAUAUGAGAAGUUACAGCAAAUAUAAAGACACAAAGAUGAAUGACGUUUGGUAGCACAGUUUUUAUGCAUUUUAGAAACUUUUAACACAUUUUUAGUGUGUUUAACUGCUGUGUGCUCAACUUUUGAACACUAUUAAUGGUAAUGGUGUACAGCGCCACUUUACCAAUAUGAUCAUUGAAAAAAAACGUUUUAUUUGUAGUGGGGGUUUUUUGACAGUUUUGGACCUUUACAUGUAAAAUUUGCCUGACAUUACAACAAAAUAAGCUGUCUAAUUUGAAUAAAUAGGGUCUACAACAUGUAAGCCUUCAAUGAGGAGAAAACAAAUGAUCUUUGAAUGCUGAUAUGUGAAUUGUGAACAUUACAUAUUUCCAUUUUCUGUGAUUUUGAAUUUUUUUUUAGUUUAAC